AUGGCUACCUGGACCGAGCAAUAUCUGGCGGCAUUGCGCGCCAGAGACCAGGUAGAGAAAGCAAAUCUAGACCUUUACAACUACUGCACAAAGCUUGCAGACGAAAAGGCUGAUUUACAGAAGAAGGCUGCUUUACAUGUUUCGGUGGAAGAUGCAGAGCCGCCGACAUCGCCUCAGCCAUCGAUCAUGGGAAUGGGCAUGAGGAGGGUUGCAUCCCCGGCUAUUCGUCCAGACUCGCCAACCCUGGUACAAAUCCGGCAGGAUUUGGCCAAAGCCCAGCAAGAGCGUGCUGACCUUCAAUCCCGUCUUGACGCAACUUCCCGUGAAUUGGCUGCAUUGAAGGCAAAGGCAAGAUCGGAUAGCAAGAGCAUCGCUCAAUUGAACUCCAAACUAUCACAGCUGACGCUCAAGCUACAAGACCGUGACGAGGAGCUGAGAGGCAAAGCCAAGUUGAUCGAGAACGUCCAAGACGAGAACGUGACUCUGAAUCUACAAUUGAACCUGGCUGAGGAACACUCCGAAAAGUUGAAGAAGGAGAACAGAGAACUCGUCGACCGAUGGAUGGCAAGGAUGGGGAAGGAGGCUGACCAGAUGAAUGAGGAUAACAAGUUUGGUUGA
Messenger RNA from Capronia coronata CBS 617.96, 618 nucleotides. RefSeq lists its product as uncharacterized. The record is from RefSeq and is a predicted model, not a curated record. The transcript is spliced from 2 exons. The coding region runs from base 1 to 618 and encodes 205 amino acids. NCBI's taxonomy places the organism in Eukaryota, Fungi, Ascomycota, Eurotiomycetes, Chaetothyriales, Herpotrichiellaceae.